UACACAUCAUAUUUCAUAUUUAAUGCACAUUAUCUCCAACAGGCACGCAUCUUUGGGACAAUACACUGAAAAUGUAACAUAGAUGCAUUCACUUUUUAGUCUCCUGCUCUAUAAAUAAUGUGUCUGCAAUGAGUGUUGCGAUGCUUUUUAUUUAACAUGUGGCGAGGAAAAAGUGAGUCACAUUAGAAUACAUUAUUAUUAUUAUUAUUCCCACAGCAGUCACCUACAGGAAGGUCUUAUUAAAUGCAAACCCCCCCUUUAAUUCAUGCGCUCGCAUUUACUGGCGCGGCGGCGCAAACACACGCACAUCUGCGCGGAGACGGCAUCGGCAUCUCGCCUGUAGCACCCAGAAGUGAACAGCAGGCGACCCGGAAGGCUUGAAGUGUGGCUGAAAAGCAGGCAGAAAAAGGGAGUCCUGCUCCGUUAGAGAUUUCUGCCUCUUCUCCGCUCGCUGGCGCAGGAUGGCUGAACCUCGCUUUAACAAUCCCUACUUUUGGCCUCCCCCUCCUUCUAUGCCUGGCCAGCUGGAUAACCUAGUCUUGAUCAAUAAAAUCAAGGAGCAGCUAAUGGCAGAGAAGAUCCGGCCACCACACCUGCCCCCUUCUUCAGCCGCCUCCCAGCAGCCUCUGCUGUCUCCCCCUGGCCAGGCCGAAGGCAGCCAACACGGGAUGUCCAAAGGGCAGCAGGGGUCAGGGCUGCACAGUCCAAGCCCCUCUCAGCCUGAUAUCGCCCUGCAUGCCCGCCCUGCCUCCAGCUCUGUCACAGGUCGCAUUCUUGGAGAUGUGAACCUGAAUUUGGAUGACAAGGCAGCUCUGAAAGCCCGUGGACUGUGGGAGGACUGGCACCUGCGUCAGCUGAUAGACCAUCCCUCCAGAACAAACCACGUCUCGGGUGUGGCAUUGGCCUCCAGAACCGGGAACCUCAGCACUUCAGAGAUCAUAACCCCCACAACACCCACCUCAAGCAGCCAUAGUCGGCUAGGUGGAGCCCCUACCCCUCAACUCAUCUCAGGGUUAGCCGGCAGCCAUGGGAUCGAGCCAGGGAAAACCAACGGGGGCUUUGUUGGACUCCUUGGCCCUCCUCCAAAACAGGAACGAGGACGCAAGAAGAUCAAGGCAGAGAACGGGUCGUCGCUUUUAGUGGUGCCAUACCCGAUCCUGGCCUCGGGCAACGAUCAGUCAUGCAUUACCAUCUCUGCAAAAGAGGGGAAAACCUACAGGUGUAAAGUUUGUCCGCUGACCUUCUUCUCCAAGUCGGACAUGCAAAUCCACUCCAAAACGCACACAGAGGCGAAAGCCCACAAGUGUCCUCACUGCACCAAGACCUUUGCGAACGCCUCGUACCUGGCUCAGCACCUGCGCAUCCAUCUGGGCCUCAAGCCGUACCGCUGCUCCUAUUGCGAAAGAUGCUUCCGCCAGCUCUCCCACCUGCAGCAGCACAUCAGAAUCCAUACAGGUGACCGGCCUUACAAAUGCCUCCAUCCAGGAUGUGAGAAAGCUUUUACCCAGCUCUCUAAUUUGCAGUCUCACCAGAGGCAGCACAACAAAGACAAGCCCUUCAAAUGCUCCAACUGUUUCCGUGCCUACUCAGACUCGGCCUCGCUGCAGAUCCACCUCUCCGCGCACGCCAUCAAGAACGCCAAGGCCUACUGCUGCAGCUUGUGCGGCCGGGCAUACACCUCAGAGACGUACCUCAUGAAGCACAUGCCUAAACAUGCCAUGGUGGAGCACGUCGUGUCCCAUCACUCCCCACCGAACAGGACAGAUUCUCCCACUAUCCCCAUACGGAUCUCCCUCAUCUGAGCUCCACAGCCGUCUGCUGGCCUCCCAUCACAGACUCUUACUGCCCCGAUGGACCAUUCCGCUCUGAAAUGGCUUCCACAAAUCAUUUGGAGAAGAGCUGCUCGUCUGACGAGCGUAUUCUUCUUCGCCUGUCUCGCUAAAGAGGAAGUACAGUAUUAACGGGAUCACGCAGAAGUGAUUUCAGCACUUUUCAGGCCUGACACUGACGGGCCGAAGAUUUGUUUUUAUAGGACUUAAACAAGUAUUGCUCCAGGCAGCUACAUAGAAAAUCUUUUUAAGCUUUCUGUCAUACAUAUGUUUUUUUUUUUUUUUUUUUUUUUUUUUAUACACCGCUUUAAUUAACGGCCAUUAAGUCAUAUAUUAUCAUCUGAAAUAGUCUUCCAUUGUCCACAGAUUCAGGCAACCGUGCUGGUGUGUAAAACGCCUUAAAUUAAAUCCGUCUUUUGUUACUGCAGCAUCAUUUAACACUGAAAAUUUGAGAAAAAUCCCAGCAGAGUACAAAAAAGAAAGCCCGUGUUAUGAAAUAAUAAACAAAUUCACUGUUGCCGAAUUAAUAUCUUUCAAAUGAAAUUAACUGAAACGUGUUUUUAAUUUCUAAGUUACUUUUAAGCGGAUCAAAAGCUUGUUCGGAAAAGCUUGAUGAUUUUUGGGUUUCUUCGGAUAUAAAUCUUGUGUUGUGCCACAAGAAAGCCUCACCUGUCCCACACAAACACAUGUAGACAUGUAGAGUCUGCUAAACACGGCUGGGACUUGAACUAUAUGCUUUAGUCAGUGUCACGUUUUGAAAUACCAGCAAAUCGGUCGACUUUACCAGACAAUUAAAAAUGAGUCGUCGUUCAGCGAUGACCCAGAGAACAAGACCCAACUAGAGCCUGACAUCGCAAAUCAGCUUAUGCUAGAAAUAUUGUUUGGCAUCUGUUGAAGCUGCAAACUUUUCUCUAAGAAAUGAAUAAACUAAUAAAUCUAGUACAGUUGAGCUUUAUUUGGCAUUUAAAUAAGCACUUUAGGCGGAGGCAAAAAAGUUCUUAUUGUCCCCUGAGCUAAAUGUGUCUGGAAUAUCUAGAGGGAAUUUAAAAUAGAAAUUGUCAAAGGUCCCUCUAUCUAUGGGCUCCAACUUUGUGAAGUAUUAAGUGGAAAAGACUAAGGGUUGUACAAAGUAUUAACAACGAAGGUGUUAAAGAGUGUCCCUCUUGGGAUUCUAUUAAAAUAAUAAUUUCUUGGUGUUUUUUUUUUUUAGGGCGUACCCUGCCUCUUGCCCAAUAACCGCUGGAAAUAGGCACCAGCAAUCCUGCACGUAUUAAAAAGAUGACAGAUGGGACUUAUCAGUGAUAAAUGUCUAGUUAAAGGCUGGAUUUUUCACAUUUUUUCUGUGUUGAUUAUGCUACCGCACACAAAGAGUUAACUUCUCUUAAGGUUUAUUUACACAUCUUUAAGAUGGAUUGUCAGCAUAUUUGUCCGUGUCGAAAAGUUAAUAUAAAAAUGUAGGUUUGUGUGUUCAUGUGUGUUUUAACACUAAUGCAUUCAUCACUAUGUGUCAGUAUGUUCAGUUCCGGUGACGUCCACCUUUUUGCCUAUCGAUAAUUCGAUUAAACUCUACUUACAAUCAUCUGAAAAAACUAAAGUUGGUGAUAGUUGAGUUAUUCACAUCACUGCAAUCAUUGAUAGAAGCAUUGAUCGUCUUAUUCGGCAAGGAAAGGCCAGUCACUCCUGUCUAUGUGGUUUCCCUUUUUACUAAAAUAAAGCUUUGUGGGCGUUUUUUCUAAAUAGAUGAUAUCCACUUUUAAAAAUCCGCUUUAAAAAAGCACACUUGGUUGCUUUUUUUUUCAUUUCACCUCAUUUUCUGUGCUCUGUUGACACAAUAGUUACAAAAGUGGAUGUGAGGUUUUACCAGCAAAGUACCUGUUUUUUUUUAACUUGCUCUGACCUCAUAGCUCUGAAAGGCCUGUGCAUAUUAGCUUAUGUGACACAUCUGCUAAUUUUUAGCUCAUUCAAUUUGCGUAAUUCUGGUUCAGAAAUAUGACUUUGGUUAAACAUUUUCUAGGAAAGCCAUUUGCAUCUUAAAUACGCUGGACCCAAAAUUGUUCCUCUUCGGUUUCUCUCUGCAGCUGGGAUGAAAGGUCCAUGUGUUAUAUCUUUGGGAAAAGAUAUAACAUUGUCAUUAAUCUGUUAUUCGAUAUAUUUGCAAACAAAUGUAUGCAAAUGAAAAGCAUGUGCAUACAUUUGUUUGCUUUGCAUUAGAAUGAAUGGACGUUUGUCCUCCCAUACUACUUUGUUAAGUCUUUGGUUAGAAAGCAUUAUCUGGAUCUGAGCUGCCGGAAAAUUACCUUCUUUAAGCCCUUUUCUGAGCAUAGCUGUUUAAACCUAAGUGAGGUUUUAUGAAUGAUAAAAAGACAAACUCUGUUUCAUAAUUUAGGCCCCAAAGUCUUUGUGGUUUUAUUCCUGGUCACCAAAGGUUUUCUCCAGGAAGCACCUGUUAUGCAAAGUAAUGGUUUUGGUGUCUUGUUUUAUUGACGAUAGGCACCUAACAAUGCAAAUAGCUGCCCUGGUUUAUGCCGCCUCCACAGGGUCAUCGAUGAGUGAUUUUUCUUUAAGCAUCAGUGGUCUUUGGAAAUCUUUAAUUCACUUUGAUCUCAUUCACAGUUAAAUUGCCCUUUUUUUUUUUUUUUUUUUUUUACUAAAGCCCCAUUUAUUUAUUGAUCUUUCUUUUUGUUCUAGGGUUAUGUAUGCUUUAUGUUUGUGUUAAGGUGCAUAGGCUAUAUCCAUAAAUAUUAUUUUUAUUUGGCUCAUGUUUUAUUUCAAGUUUGUCAAAAAGUCUACAGUUUCCAGGAGGUGGACUUACUUUUCAGUGACAUGUUUUGCAGUAUUAUUGACUCAAUUAUAUAGUGACCGAUAGUAAAGUUUUUCACAAAAAAGCUAAAUGAUCCAUCUUCUCUCCUGAAUCUAAAUCAUGACCAAGAACAUGAGAGGUGUUGGAUUAAAUAAAGGGAUCAAUAAUGUGUUUCCUAAAACAACUGAUCUUGAUUCUUAUUGAUACUUUGUUUCUUUGUGUGUGUUGGUCACUAUUGUAAAAAAAAAAAUCGUACAAGAACACAUGAUCACUGCAUUCUCACCAUAUACAUAUAUUUUAUGGACCAGUUAAACAUUACCAUGAUCCUUGUCAAGAGUUAUGAGAUAUUACGGUUUGCGGUUGCAAUCUGAGGUGAAUGCAUCAAACAGGAAGUUUUCCAUUGAUUUAUAAAUGCAUACUUUGCUAUUUUAUAAGCAUUUAAGGCCUUAACUUUGUGUACAACUCCUGGAUUUGUUUGUAACUUACUUAACAUUAGUCUUUUAUGUCAGAGCAUGAUAAAUACUGUAAAUAAACUACUAACCGUCAAAGCAUUUCACAA
Fundulus heteroclitus (mummichog) is the source of this 5188-nucleotide messenger RNA. RefSeq names its product zinc finger protein 362a (gene znf362a). Lineage: Eukaryota; Metazoa; Chordata; Actinopteri; Cyprinodontiformes; Fundulidae. Bases 462 to 1802 code for a protein of 446 amino acids. The record is from RefSeq and is a predicted model, not a curated record. The transcript has 10 exons. Gene Ontology annotation, cellular component: nucleus.